AAUGAAAGAAUAAGACAAUUGCGGACUUAGCGCAUAGUGCAGUAACAAGAGCCGUCACAUAACCACUUUGCGCGAUUCUGCUUGUUGCCGUUGGCUGAGACGGAGGCUAGGGCUUCGGGCGGAUGUCUGGGCGGGAAGGCAAACUUCGCUUCCAGCUGGCCCUCAGCGACGGCACAGCCCCCGCGUACUGGAAGCACGAUGGCGAGCGAUUCGCCAAGAAGGACGGGAAAACUUACGACCCACUGGCUCUGUGCAGCACGGCGGGCACGCUAAAGCUGUGCAGCGGAAAAACCUAUCAGCUCAGCCUCACCAGCAACCAGCCUGUGUACCUGCGGGAAGGAAGCGGAAGGUGGUACACGAGAGAGUUUUAUGCAAACGGGAAACCCAUAGUCCCGUUGGCUGCCACCACCACGAGCACGCCAGCGCCAGAGGAGCCUGAGCAGCAGCGCACAGAACCGGGCACGGAACCGGGGCUGGGCCUGGGGCCCACGCCGGGCGCCAACGGCGACACCACCGCCUCCUCCGGCGGGGUUGGUGAUGAGGCGUCCUCGGCGGCAGCGGCUGCGGGCGCACGGGGGACGUAUCAGGAGCUGACAUGGACGGACGACAGCAAGGACGCGAUGCGCAGCACGUUUAAGGCCACGCUGCACCUGAGCGAGGAGACCAUGCGCCCCACCAAGUCAAACCGCCGGCUGUACCUCAUGGUUGCGGCGUACGUGGAGGAGUUCGGCUGGGUGGUGUGCCCCCUACAGCUCAAGAUCUACCACCGCGCAGACCGCAGCGCCACACGACCCUACCCGCUCAAGUUUGUGCAGUACGACUUCCGAGCCGACUCCUCUAUGCGUGCCUCGCUGAUGGGGACUUGCUACCACAAGUACGGCGGGUAGCUCAUAGGGUGAUGGAGCAUAUGGUUAUGUGUUCAUGAUGCGGGGGGGGGGGGCGGACAAGUGAGCUGGAGCAACGCAAGGUGCGGUUGUGAAGGCUGGUGGUGCACUGGUGCGCGAUCCGAGAGCUGUUGGUGCCGUACUGCUCAAUGCUGGGGAAUUAACAAGCAGCGGCAGAACUGAGGCAAUAUGGCCAGGCUCGGAAGGAACUGUGACUCAAGCUGUGACUGAAUACUGUAGGGAUGCGGGCGCAGGAGUAAGGGUCUUCAGUUUGGGGCUUGUUGGGUAUUUGGUUGGUUUGCGGUCUUUGCUGGCGACCAUAGCAUAGCAUGUGGUUGUUCUGUGCUUGCUGUGCUUUGUGCUUGACUGUUGACAGCAGGACACGGCUGGACACAUGGCGGGUAGUGCCCUUACAAAUUGCCCCUCGCUAUGUACGGGAGAUGAGAUAGUUUCGAAAACUUCGGCCUCAGACGUGCACCAACGUGGCGUGGGCGCAGCCCACUUCUCCCUUGAGGGGGAGAGCCAUCGUGUCAUUUGGGUUUCGCAAGUUGGGGGCGGGUAAUGGGAGGUUAACGCAGGUAGGUGACAGCUGAGUGCGUGACCGUUUCCAGGUAGUAGGCGUUGGAAGAUUGCUAGGCCGUGACGCCUGAGUAACUCCCCCGCCCCACGCCCCAGCCGCGCACUACUGCCCUGCUGUUGCAAAUUGUUUGCCAUCUGCUGGGGUCUCGGCGUCAGCUGCACCCUACGGGACCCCGCCAACCUGCCUUAACACUGUCGACUCGCACACGCCCCACGGGUUGUGUAACACAGCAGGCGA
Messenger RNA from Chlamydomonas reinhardtii, 1701 nucleotides. RefSeq lists its product as uncharacterized. NCBI's taxonomy places the organism in Eukaryota, Viridiplantae, Chlorophyta, Chlorophyceae, Chlamydomonadales, Chlamydomonadaceae. Bases 123 to 887 code for a protein of 254 amino acids. The record is from RefSeq and is a predicted model, not a curated record. The transcript is spliced from 7 exons.